GUUCUCAUCCUCUGGUAGCUUGCUCUGCUCCUCCUUGGGGAUCAGCUUAAAUAUGGCCUGAGAGGGGGUUGGUUGUAAGAUGGGUGAUAAUGCUGCAUCAUUUCUCUCACAUAAAUAAUGUAUGGAACAUCAACACAGCACAUAAAGGAAAUGUGCACAAGCCAAGAAUCAAGUGGCCUGUCGGAAAGGGCCUCAGGUUGUGACGUAUUUGAUAGAGAUAAAGGCGCUUGGGCCCCCUGCUCCCAUUUCUACACUCAUUGUCCAGAGAGAAGGGCAGCAGCACCUUCUGGUUUUCAAUCAUAGAGAAAAAAAAGAAUCACAUUCAUCAAUUUAUAGGACCAUCACUUCCACUGACAUCUAAGCUCCUUAUUCAACACUGAGGAGUAACAAAGAGGAAGAAGCUGCAGUGCCUGCAAGAUCACAUUUGGCCAUCUGACAUAGGAAUUAAUAACAACCAUGACAACCAAGAUGGAAAUACUUGAUCCUUCAGCUCUAUCAGAUGUAACCUCUACUGUCACCUACAACCCUAAAUCUGAGACUGUGACCUUACCAGGAGGCGUCACGUCAGUGGCGGGCAUCACAGUGGUGACUGGGGGGGCUGAAAUGUCUUGUGGAUCUUGCAUGCUGGCCUUUUGUUUUUGGAAAACUCUCAUCGGCUUCAGUUGUGUAGCCGUGGGCCUGUGGGACCAACUACACCAUUCUAAAGAAGGAACUUCUCACUUACUGGGACUGGGAUUUGUGAUACUGGCACUCAGUUUUGUAAUGGUGGGAAGUGUAGUGGCGUACGACCUCCUGACAAAGAAGAAGAGAGAGAAGACACGUGAGCAGAGGGAGGACGGAAAAGAAGUUCUUGUAGAGAGUGGGCGGGUUAUUAAAAAAAUGACAGUAUAAAAAGGACUUAAUUACAGAAUAUAAGAUAAACUGAUGAAGAAUAUGAAUUUUCUUACAAAUAUGACUUUUCUGUACAUAACACAGACUCAUACUGGGUUGGAAAAAACAUUCCUGUUGUGCUCACUCCAUGUCAAUUAUCACUCUACCUGCUGGUCCCCCCUUUAUCUUUCGAUCAAAAUUAUGUGGAAAUCCAAUUCCUGUGUUCCAGGGAAACAUGACAUAUUCCCUCAAUUUUAUGCUACUUUAUACUUCUACUCCACUAAAUUUUAUGAGAAAUUUUGUACUUUUAAGGUGCUAUAUCUUAUCAAAAGCUGUAAUCAUUUUGAUUAUCAAGAUACACACAGAAUAUAUGAGCAGCUUAUGAAAUAUGAUUUGUUGUGUAUAAUUAGAUUAUAGAUUAAUCAACCCCAACAGUAAACAAUAGUUAAAUAGCCUUGCCUCAUCCAGCUUCAACAUAUUACAAAUUAAUACAUCAGUAAUAAUAAUUCAAUAGUGUAGUAUAAGACUCUGGAGGGAGACUUUCUGCAGUCUGAUUGGUACUGUUACUUUUUAUACUUUAAGUACAUCAUGCUAGUAACACUUCUGUACUUCUUCUUAAGUA
Molecule: messenger RNA, 1492 nt
Organism: Xiphias gladius (swordfish)
Lineage: Eukaryota; Metazoa; Chordata; Actinopteri; Istiophoriformes; Xiphiidae
Product: transmembrane protein 100-like
Exons: 3
Coding region: 457-891 (144 amino acids)
Source: RefSeq, a predicted model, not a curated record